AUGUUGCAAGUUACCAUGGACUUUUUCAAGUUACCUUUGGUGUCGCGAGGGUUGCAUUUGGUAAAGAGUAUGGCUUGUAUUCUGCGUUCAUCAAAAUAUGUCCGUAAUUUCGGUAGCCUAGCACGAAGUAUAGUUUUUAAUUCAAGUAGAAGAGAUGUCGAUGGAGCAAUUAUACAAAACAGUCAGUGUUUAAGUACUGGUCUUACGAAGUCUCUGGCAACGCAAGCUGUUCCAUCGCAUAGCCAUAAUGAUUCAAAUCUUGACAAAAGCCUUAAGCGUCUUGAUCAUGAUGUACGUCGCACAGGAAGAAUAACAAGAAGAGAACUGGAAAUUGUGUUGGAGGAAUUACGUCACACAAGAUCUGCUACAAGUACACAGUCUCUUCUCAUUAUUCGAUGCUGCGGCAAUUUGGUGCCGGAGGCUUCUCCGGAAGUCCGUACUCAGUUGGUUGAAGAAAUCUGGAAGACUCUGGAGAAUAUCGGAGUUCCAAUGGAUGUUAGUCAUUACAACGCAUUGCUUCGAGUGUACUUGGAAAAUGAACAUCUGUUUUCUCCUACUGAUUUUCUGGCAAAUAUGGAACAUAAAGGUGUUGAACCAAACAGAGUGACGUAUCAGCGUCUGAUUUCACGUUACUGCCAGCAUGGUGACAUUGAGGGAGCCACCCGCAUCCUCGAAUUUAUGCGAGAAAAGCAGCUGCCCGUGAAUGAAAAUGUGUUCAACGCCCUCAUUAUGGGGCAUUCGCAGGCUGAUGAUAUGGAAAGCGCAUCUGGUAUCCUUGGAGUUAUGCAGCAGGCAGGACUUGAGCCUAGUGCUGACACCUACACCACUCUGCUCUGUGGCUAUGCUAAGAAAGGUGAUAUUGAUGCAAUCGCCAAGACAUUAGAGCAGUGCGAUGCUAAGGAUAUACAGCUCUUAGACAGAGAUUAUAUGGAGGUUAUAUACUCUCUUGCUAUCAAUAACCAUCUGGAACAUGUCGAUAAAUUGAUAGACCGAAUGAGACAGACAGCGGGAUAUAAUCAGGAUGCUGUGAAUCUAAUCUUACGCCUUGUGAAUUGCGGACAUGAGGAUCUUGGGUAUAAGAUUCUUCUUACAAUGCCACGGCCAUCUCGAUCCGAUGGAGAACAAGGGUUUGUAGGCUCCUUCUUUAUCCGCCAGCUUGUGAAGGCGAAUAGGCCAGUAGAGAAAAUUAUAUCCAUAUGUGAUAAAUUGGAGAAAGAAGAUUUAAACCCACGGGCACUAUUGGUGGCUGUGGAAUGCAGCAUCCAGUCACGGAAUAUUGAUCAGGCCUGUGCCCUUAUGCACACAAUGAAAGAAAACAAUAUACCCAUCAGACAGCAUUAUUUCUGGCCUCUCCUCGCCAGCCAUCGUGACAAUGUCAAUGAUGUGUUAGAUAUACUGUCACGCAUGUGUACUGAGUUUGGGUUAACGGCUGGAGGGGAAACGCUGAAGGACUAUGUUAUUCCUAGCUUGGAAAAGCAAUCGUCUGAUCAAAUAAUAUCGCGUCUCAGAAGCUGUGGAAUUACCACAGCAACUGCCGCAAGCGCUCUCGUAAAUUAUCGCCUGAACAUGAACAUGAUAGCAGAAGCAGCACAAACUGCAAUGCGGUAUCGUGCCUUCUACUCAGCUUCAUCGCUAAGAAGACCUUUAGUGCAGGCAUACCUUCAUACUGAAGACAGAGAUUCAUUUAUUUCCAUUUUACGGCAAAUCCACGACAGCGUUGACAGAGCGGUGCUUGCAGACGACGACUCGGCUUCAGUGGUGCCAGACCGUACAGAGCUUGUUGGAAAUUUUAUACUAGAUAUUGCAUCUGUCAGCCAUAAUAGAGUGCGAAGGAUUGAAGUAAUAUUGCAGGGACUGGUAGAACAGGGACUUGGUUUGAGCAAUAGUUCUGCAGAACGUCUGCAGGAAAAACUCGGAGAAGAAUUGACAAGUGAAAUAUCCAACCUUCUGGGGAAGUUGACAUCCGGAGAACUUGUUCCCACCACGUUGACCAGACCUACACCGCCCCCACCAGCUGCCAUGGAUGAGGGACAGUUGCUGAAAAUCCAGAAAAUGCUAGAGGAGAAAGGCGAAUCUACUCGAGGCAUUAAGAGACAACUUCUCCUCUUAUACUGUCGCAACAGGGAUCUUGAAAAAGCUGAGCAGAUAAUGAAGGAAUUGGAAGCAGAUAAUUUUGUUUUUACUGGUGGAAUAUAUGCUCAUAUGUUGGAACUAUAUGCCCAUCACGAUAAACUGGAGGAAGUGCAGAGCAUUUUAAAGAAAUUACAAGAGAAAGAACCUGACUUUGCAAUGGACAGUUCAAAGAUCAUAAAAAUUGUUACUCUGUUAAUAAAGUGUGACAAAGUACCAGAGGCAAUUAAUUUUCUGAAUGAGCACUCGGGGGAACGUAAAUUGGAGGACCGAACAUUUCAGUACAGUGCGGCUUGCUGGCGACUCCUUAACUCACUGGCGGAGCAGGGCAAAUGUGAUGAUCUGAAACAGGUGUUUGAUACACUCGUCAAAUGCGAAUACAUUGAGGUGAACAACGUGUUACUUGGUCCGAUGAUUAAAGUUCACGUGGUGAGAAAUGAUUUAGCUAAGGCGCUGGAAGAGUUUGAGUUGUUUUGCCAGAAAUAUCGUGCCACACCCUGGAAGAAUGAAUUGGCAUGCAAAAUCAUACAGGCAGAAGAUGCUGAGGCCCUCCAGAAGCUUACAGAUCUCAGCACGCAAGUCCAUGGAGAAGUGAACAGCUUGUAUGACUUGGUGUUUGCUUUCGUGGAGUGCGGUAGGAUUCGUCAGGCACGCAAGAUAUUGGAGACUCCCGGAUUACGUAGCCGACCUCAGCGACUUAACUCAAUAUGUGAGCGUUACCAGCAGGAAGGAAUGGUGGCAUCGCUCGAGGGCUUAGUUGAAGUCACGCGUGAUAUUUCUCACAUAGAUCGCUCGGAUAUUUACUACCAUCUUCUGCGUUCCUACUGCAAAUCAAAGGAUGCUGACAAAGCUCUUGGACUCUGGACGAGGAUGCAAGAAGAGGAUGUGCAAGCAUCUGACGAGUUUCUGUCAACUCUUGGAAAUUUCUUGAAGAAGGAAGGGAGGGAGGUACCAUUUGUAAUUCCAGAAAUAGUGGAAGCCCCGCCCAUUGCAGAUGUUCACAGAGGGGACAGGAAUAGCCAUGGAGCUCAGGAAACUGGAACAGGGUUAACAGCAGCACAGAAAUUCAAACAAGCCCUGCGCAAAAAUAAUCUUGAUGAUGCACUUCUCCACAAGCAGUUCAUCGAAAGUACAGCUGACCAGAGCUUGUCAGUGAGUGAUUUGUCAACCCUGAUCGAGGGUUUGGUAAGAGCCGAUCGGUGCGGAGAAGCAUCAAAGGUAGCACUAGGAAUGCUGGAAAGGGGCCUGUUUCCUGUAUCCCACGUUUUGCGCUUCCUGCUAAGUCGUCUUGCAAUUGCUGGAGACAUCGAUACAGUGACAGCCAUCGGAAGUCUACUCACGCCAGAAAAUAAGAAACGGGCUUCAUUUGAUAACCGUUUAUGCCAUGCCAACAUCGUUGCUGGAAAAGCUACAGAAUAUUUGAGGAUGUUAACGGCAGAAAUCGAGAACGCUGAAGAAAGUGACCUUGAACAACUAGCUCAGAAAUUUCCAAGAGGUGGAGCCAUUGGAAUCUUAACAAACCAUCCAGAACUUCAUUUGGACUACGAACAGAUGGCUCUCAAAUAUGUUGAAAAAGGCAUCACGGCCCCUAUCAACGUACUAUGGACGCACUUGUUUGCAAAGGGACAAGAUGCUGCAGCCAAGAAGAUAUGGGAUGAAUAUCUAGUUGGGUCUCCUCGUAUCAUGUUCCAACAUAUUCUUCAGGAGGCACGUGAGGCGCGUGAUGAAAACAUUCCUCGCAAGCUUAUUGCCGUACUGGGGUGUGCUGCCGUUUCAGAAGGGUCUCGUGGCAGUGCACAUAGCUGUCUCAUUGAUGUGCUUGUGAAUACUGAGAAGUAUGAAGAUGCGCUAGUGGCAUUGGAGGAAGCUGUGAAAGAUGUUUGUUUGGAAAAUAUAAACAGAAUAACACUACUGAAGUUACAAAAUGGACUGCUGAAACAAGGGAAAACAUUCCCGUACGAAGUACCAGUUAAGAAUACAAAAAGCAGUAGUUCCAGUUCUAGUGACGAUGAACCAUCAUCCGAUGAAAAGAAACAGUAAAAAUAGUGAAUAUUUCUAAAGUUUUUUUUUUAUUUAAGAAUUAUUGGUUGCUUUAUUCUAUGUCCCUUGCUAGUCACGGCUGAUUUCCGUAGUAAUUCACGUUGAAAAUAUUCAUAUCAGAUCUUCUCAUUUAAUAAUAGAAUAAAAUAACCAUUUAAUGUAUGAUUUGAGGUUUUCACAGCGGUGAGUCUGAAGAUUUCUGUCUUGUGGGUUGCUGCGCCGUGUAGUAUGAUAUGUGCACAUUCAUCGCCCUGAUGACGGAGGCAGUAUGACCUCUGAAGCGUUGCUAAUCGUCUACCAUACUACAUGGCGCAACAACCCAGAAGACAGAAAUCUUUUAACCAUUUAAUGUUUCUUUGGGGAGCAAUGGAUUUUCAACGGUAAAAUGAGGGAAAAUGUAAUUCUGAGACUCAUUUUGAAUUUUUAGUGAGGAAAGUCCAUGAAUCAAGGAACACUUAAAUGGGUUUCCAUUUUGCCACAUUCUGUUAAUAAAAAUUUGAUAGGUUCUGA
This is a messenger RNA of Zootermopsis nevadensis, 4680 nucleotides long. It is a transcript of the gene bsf, whose product is annotated as bicoid stability factor. Gene Ontology annotation, molecular function: mRNA 3'-UTR binding; protein binding. Lineage: Eukaryota; Metazoa; Arthropoda; Insecta; Blattodea; Termopsidae. Gene Ontology annotation, biological process: regulation of mitochondrial translation. Gene Ontology annotation, cellular component: nucleus; mitochondrion. The record is from RefSeq and is a predicted model, not a curated record.